This is a messenger RNA of Culex pipiens pallens (northern house mosquito), 1531 nucleotides long. RefSeq lists its product as uncharacterized. The transcript is spliced from 2 exons. The coding region runs from base 42 to 521 and encodes 159 amino acids. Gene Ontology annotation, molecular function: odorant binding. Lineage: Eukaryota; Metazoa; Arthropoda; Insecta; Diptera; Culicidae. Gene Ontology annotation, biological process: sensory perception of smell. The record is from RefSeq and is a predicted model, not a curated record.
UAAAGUUAGUCAAAAAGCAAUUAUUAAGUGUCAGGUGCCAGAUGAUUACAGUUUCUGUUCUCCUGUUCAGUAUAAAUAGUUCCAACUUGCUCAAAACGAAUGAACAAACAAUGAUGAAGCUAGUAGCAACUCUACUCUGCUUGGUAGCAGUCACACAGGCCAACCUCACCCGUAAACAGAUGGCAAAGUUACACUCCACGUUUGUGAACUGCACGACCAGCAUGCACAUCCCCGAGGACACCGUCCACUACGAAGAGCACAGCAUUUCCGGCGAUCUGGACCUCAAGGAUCCGCUGUUUAAGCGGGCUAUACUGUGUGUGACGCGGGAAAUGAAGGUCGCAAACGAGACCGGAGACAUUGACCUUCCGCGGAUGAGGGAGUACAUGCGGGAUGGACACGAUGAGAAGACCAUGGAGGAAAUGCUGAAAAUCUGCGCAAAGACUGCAGCGGGUGCGGCCCCGGAGGAUAAAAUCUACCAGUUUUACCGGUGUUAUUGGACACAGAAUAAGUUUUUGUUGUAAAAACAUUUUUAAAAACCCCGUCUUUGUAUUUCAGCAUCAUUUUAGUUUCGUUUGACCCAAUGCCACCCCCUCUAAGGGGUGAGAUUGGAUCAAUUUUCCAAAGGUUUAAUGGUAGAGUUCAGAAAAAUUUAAUAGAUUGUCUCAGAACCAUUGUCGUUAAAAGUUUUUCAAAAUCCUUAAAAAUGUUUUCGAUAUUGAUUAAUUUCGAAGAAAUAAAUAAAUUACGGAAAUUUUCUUUCCGCAAAAUUGCGAACUUCAUUUAUACGCCGCGAUUGAAGCAAGUAGCUCGAUUAACCCUCUAUAACCUGACCCCGCCUUUAGACGGGCUUCGAUCUAAAAAAUCGCCAAAAAUCAAUUUUUCAAACAAUUUUUGAUCUUCAAAAAGCAUUGGAAAGAAGAACUCUGAAAAUUUUGGAAAAUAUUAGGGUGUGAAGUUUAACUUGUUUUAUGUGACUUUGCCAAUGUUUUAAAAAAUGUCAUUUUUUUAGGGGUCAACUUUGGCUGUGUUUUAUACUAACAUUUCCUAUAUUUUCAGUAAAAAGAAGUAUGCAGUAAUUUUUGUAGUGUCCCAGACUAUGGCUCUACUCAUUUUUUUUUUUCAAUUUAAAUUAUGAUGGUGCCAUUCUAUAGAGGAAAAUGUGAAAAACAAGCAAAAAAUUUAAAAAGUAACUGUAAAAACGUGAAAAAAUUAGAAUAUGCAAUUGUAAUUACAUAAGGUGGUAGAAUAGGCCAAAUACUACCAAAAACAAACAUAAACUAAACAAGAUAGAUGCAAAUUAAAAUACUAAAAAUUAAACAAGAAAAACAUAAAACAAGAGAAGUAAAGUUUUGCGUAGAACAAAAGUUGCUCAAAAUGACCUCCAAAACACGGGAAAAAUAAAAAACUUCCGAAAAAAAAUUUGGGCAGUAGAGGGUUAAUGCUCAAUAAGCAAAACCUCAGUACCUCAUGUGUGAGGCUCUGGGGGAUUUAACGAUUACAAUAAAUUCAGAACGUUUUGGACAGUCUAACU